Molecule: messenger RNA, 2265 nt
Organism: Phragmites australis (common reed)
Lineage: Eukaryota; Viridiplantae; Streptophyta; Magnoliopsida; Poales; Poaceae
Exons: 5
Coding region: 295-2007 (570 amino acids)
Source: RefSeq, a predicted model, not a curated record
CUCCCCUCCCCCCUCUUGUCCUUCCCCACCGCCUGUUCGAUGGAAUGGCGCACCCGCAGAAAAAGAAUUACUCGAUGUUUUCAUGUAUGCUGUCGCGGCUGUGUUGUUAAUGUGAUGCGGCGCUCCUCGUCAGGUGACGGAGAGAGCGUGUUCUUGCUCGCUUAGUUUGUAGCCCAGUUGUUCGAGGGAUUAGGCCGUUUCUUCUUGCUGCAGGCGUCCUGGUCCUUGCUCCUGGACAAGCUAGGGCCAAGAGGUGUGCGGCACGGAGAGAAGGAAUAAGCUGGCUUGAAGAAUAUGGCAUCUCUUACUCCAGGGAUAUUAUUAAAGGUUCUCAAAAAUAUUAACUCUGAUGUGAAAGUAUGUGGAGAAUACCGGUCCAUUCUCUUCCAAGUUAUUAGCAUAGUUCCUGCAAUUACUGGUUCAGAACUUUGGCCAGACCAUGGUUUCUUCAUAAAAGUUUCAGAUUCGUCGCAUUCAACAUAUGUUUCUUUGUCCAAGGAGGACAACGAGCUCAUCUUAUCAAACAAGCUACAACUUGGACAGUUUAUAUAUGUUGAAAAGGUUCAAUCUAGUAUCCCCGUUCCAGUUCUUGUUGGGGUCCGACCAGUUCCAGGAAGGAACCCUUGCAUUGGUAACCCAAAGGAUUUGAUGCAAAUGUCAACUCCCUCCGGGGUUUUGGAAGCACUGGAUAAUCAACGGAAGACUUCCAAAUCAGCUGAUCUGUCUGAAAGUGAAAAGGAAAAUCUGCAGAGGAAGGUAAUCAUCAAAGAGCAGAAGGCCGUUGUUGCUUCCCGUUACAUGCUUGGGGUAUCAAGCAACAAUGGGAAAGUUACCAAUCUGAACUCCAGCAUUGAUAGUGAUAAAAGUAACGGAGACAGUAGCAUAUGUGAAGUAAAUCAAAAGUCCGUUGCUCCAAAAAUCAGACAAGAGGCAAAACCUCAGGAGCGGCCAAAUACUACAUCUCCUAAUCAUUCUAAGUUAGUUUCCGUAAAGCAAGAAAUUAACAAGGACACACGCAAGAAUAGUGGCACUUCACCUAGUCGGAAUGGUUCUGCUGUAUUGAAGAUGCAGAUGCCAAAGGACAGCAAAAAGGAAUCAGCAACUGAAAGAAGAUCACCACCAAAGCUUUAUAGGAGUUCUCCACCAAUGCCAGCGAGGACUUCACCACCAAAGCUCAGUCUGCCAGCAAAGCAGAAUGGUGCCUCCAGUCCAGUUCCUUCUGUGUCUAGUGUUAAAAGAAGAGUUAUGGAAACUGUCUCCUGGGACUCCCUCCCAACAAGUCUAAUCAAAUCAGGAAAGGCUGUCGUCAGGAGGAAGAAUAUUGCUCUUAUAGUAGCAGCUGAGGCUCAACGGGAGGCUACAGCAGCUGCAUCUCUUGUUAAAGGCCUUGGAUUUUUUGCUGAGAUAAGGGAAUCAUCUGAUGUGGAUCCACAUGCUGCAAUUACAAAGUUUUUUCAGCUACACCGGCUUAUCCUUCAGCAAAGUGUUGUUUGGAAAGCUUACUCGGCAGAUUCUAGCAAAGAAUCUCGACCAGAGAAGGAAAAGUCAUCUAGGAAAUCUUCUGUAUCUAAGAACAAAGCUGCUCCAUGCAACACAGCAAAGAAUUCCGAUGAUGUUCAGACAAGUGAAAAGAUCAAAUGGGCCAGAGAGGAUGGUUUCAAGGAGAUAUGCAGGUCAUGGAUUACUCUAAAAAAAGAAUCACAGUCUUGGUUUCUGAGUUUCUUGGAGGAUGCUCUUGAAACAGGAUUCAAGUUCGAGGGUCCAAUUAAGAACACCAGAGAACGCGUACGGGGACAAUCCAAGAUUGGAGAUGGGAAAAUCGCAGUCCGGUUGUCGCAACUCAAGGAAACAAGUAACUGGCUAGAUCAGUUUCAGGACGAGGUGGAUGGAUCAGCGGAUGGUUUGGUUGAAACCAUUGAGAAACUGAAGCAGAAGGUGUACAAGUGCUUACUUGGAACGGUCGAAACCGCAGCUUCAGCACUCGAAGGUAGAGCCGGUUGUUGCUGAAAGCUCUCAUGACAGGAUGCAUUUCUUUCUUUUUGGGCUUGGAACCAGCUGAAGUAUUCUGUGACGAAUACGGCUGCACCCAAGAUCCUGAUGUCAACGGGAGUGAAGAAGAUUCUAAGUUAUUUCAUCUUUACAACGUUACGUAGGGGUGACGACGGAGAGGUGUAAAUAAUCGGGCUCUUCGUUUUAGUUAUAAAUUAAUUUAUUAUUCUUUGUUGCAUUUCCUGAUGUUGCGUGUGAAAUGACUAUUCAUGCUAA